AUGGAGGAACAGGCAAUCACGAUAUUACUGCUAGGGGACGAGAGAUGCGGAAAGUCGACAUUUCUAUCGAGACUGAGCCAGGGGCGCCAUACCCUCGGUGGUGCAGCGCCCAUCACCCUGCUCAGAGACAUGGACCAACCCUUCGUCGUCGAAAUCCGCACUCGGCGAGGACAGUACCGCUUCCAGUUCUAUGACACUUCGAGUCCCGAAAGCUGGAGACUGCUCCAGCCAGACAUGGUCAUCAUAUGCUAUGAUAUAAGCCAGCGGCUGAGCCUCAUCAACAUGCAACGGGUGUGGAUAAAGGAGGUCCGGUCGACGUUCGCAUCGAGCGAUGUCCUGCCAAUCCUGGUGCUGGGCCUCAAGCGGGACCUGCGAUCAGAGGACGACCCCAAUGGCAUCAUCUACCCGCAAGAGGCCUACCGCGUGGCGCAGGAGAUGCGGGCGGACAAGUAUAUGGAAUGCUCGGCCGUGACUGGCGAGCUGAUGACCGAGGUGUUUGACGACAUUUGCAGCACCGCCCUAAAAACCACCACGCCGGAUGGAGGGCAGAGCGAGGGCGGAUGUGCCGUCAUGUAG
Molecule: messenger RNA, 576 nt
Organism: Canariomyces notabilis
Lineage: Eukaryota; Fungi; Ascomycota; Sordariomycetes; Sordariales; Chaetomiaceae
Product: P-loop containing nucleoside triphosphate hydrolase protein
Exons: 3
Coding region: 1-576 (191 amino acids)
Biological process (GO): mitochondrion organization; small GTPase-mediated signal transduction
Cellular component (GO): mitochondrial outer membrane
Molecular function (GO): GTPase activity; GTP binding
Source: RefSeq, a predicted model, not a curated record